This is a messenger RNA of Prorocentrum cordatum, 397 nucleotides long. The record is from the annotation of a GenBank genome assembly. NCBI's taxonomy places the organism in Eukaryota, Dinophyceae, Prorocentrales, Prorocentraceae.
UGAGCAGCCGGUCGAGCUGGACCCCCCGCGGGUCAAGGGCAGAAGGCUGAGGGCGGGCGAAGUCGAGGCCAGGGUCGAGUACGACGUCCUCGAGGGAGCCUGGCGGCUGUUGCACCCAGAGGUAGUGCGGGUGGCCAAGCAGAUGAUGUGGCACUGGAUGGACGCGUUCGAGAGGUUCAACCGCGUGUGCAAGGCCACGGGCACCACCGACGCGAUGCGGGAGGUGGGCCUCCAGGACGGCGAUACAGUGAUCGUGUGCGACCAUCUCUUCACCUAUACGCCAGGCUUCGGGGAGUACGGUGAAUCGCGGCUGCUCGAGUACGACGUGUCGCAUCAGCGGCAGAUGCAGGGCAGGGCGCCCGACCCGUUCGACCACCGCGGCAAGUUCGACGACUGA